This is a messenger RNA of Musa acuminata AAA Group (dessert banana), 2835 nucleotides long. Its product is annotated as transport inhibitor response 1-like protein Os04g0395600. Gene Ontology annotation, cellular component: SCF ubiquitin ligase complex. NCBI's taxonomy places the organism in Eukaryota, Viridiplantae, Streptophyta, Magnoliopsida, Zingiberales, Musaceae. The record is from RefSeq and is a predicted model, not a curated record. The transcript has 4 exons. The coding region runs from base 522 to 2249 and encodes 575 amino acids. Gene Ontology annotation, biological process: SCF-dependent proteasomal ubiquitin-dependent protein catabolic process.
CCUCCCUCCCUCCCCCCCCCUCCCUUCUGCUUCCUUGGCUCUUGAGAUCAAAGCUCAUAUUUUUUGUGGUAGUUUAGAUCGAUAACUGGGAGUUCUGGGUGUGUUGUUCUCACUUGAUUUGUUAGGUUUUGCUUUGAUUUUUUUUUCCUUUUCUUUCCAUGUGGUACGGAUGAUUUUUGGCCAAAUGUUCUCCUUGGUUCUGUCCGACGUGAUCCGUGGAAGAAAUAUGGGUUUUUUCUUGAUUCAUUGUUGUCAAAACCUCAUCUUCCGUUGAUUUGUCCAAGAGAAGAGGGUUUUUUAUUAGCACUUAUGGUGUAGAUCUAAGCCUGCUGCCAUGUGAAACGAAUAGAAAGGGGCGGUAGAUGGAAGGUUGAAGCCUUUUCUUACCUUGUUCUUGCUAUUUUCGUUAGCUACUGUUGGAGUUGAUCUACAGAUCUGAUCGAUUUCUUGCUUUUUCUGCUUACCCUAAGUUGGAAGGAAGGGGGAGUGACGAAAGAUCGAAUUAAUCGUAGUCUAUAGCCAUGACUUAUUUCCCGGAGGAGGUGGUGGAGCACAUCGUCGACUUCCUUGGCUCACACGGGGACCGCAACGCGGUGUCGACGGUGUGCAAGGCGUGGUAUCAGGUGGAUCGGCUUAGCCGCCGGAGCGUAUUCGUCGGCAACUGCUAUGCCAUCCGGCCCGAGCGAGUGGUGACGAGGUUCCCUGAGAUGAAGUCGCUGACUGUCAAGGGGAAGCCCCAUUUCGCCGAUUUCAACCUGGUCCCCUAUGAUUGGGGCGGCUUCGCGCAGCCGUGGAUCGAGGCCGCCGCACGAGGCUGCCCGGGCCUCGAGGAGCUGCGGUUCAAAAGGAUGGUGGUCACUGAUGAUGACCUUGAGCUCCUUGCACGUUCCUUCCCCAACUUCAAAUCUCUUGUUCUCGUCAGCUGCGAGGGGUUUAGUACCGACGGGCUCGCUGCGAUUGCCACUUAUUGCAGAGGUCUUAGGGAGUUGGAUUUACAGGAAAAUGAGGUGGAAGACCAUGGCCGCCAAUGGCUCAGUUGCUUCCCUGAUUCCUGUACUUCUCUCGUGUCCCUGAACUUUGCCUGCCUCAAAGGAGAGGUCAAUGCAAGCGCCCUGGAGAGGCUCGUCGCUAGGUGCCCAAACCUCAGGAGCUUGAAGCUUAAUCAUUCAAUAUCUGUGGAGUCACUGAACAAGAUCCUUGCUCGUGCGCCUCAUUUGGUUGAUCUUGGAACUGGUUCGUUCGCAAUUGACAACCGUAGCGAAACUUAUCACAGGCUGAUCAAUUCCUUCUUUAAAUGCAAGUCGUUGAGGAGCUUGUCAGGUUUUUGGGAUGCUUCUCCUUUCUGCCUGCAGGCACUGUAUCCCGUCUGUACUAACCUCACUGUUCUCAAUUUGAGCUAUGCUCCAGCAAUUCAGAGUGCUGAUCUUACCAAGCUGAUUGGCCUUUGUUUUAAGCUUCAGAAGCUUUGGGUGUUGGAUUGCAUUGGGGACAAAGGAUUAGCAGUUGUGGCAUCCACUUGUAAAGAGUUGCAGGAGCUGAGGGUAUUUCCAUCUGAUAUCUAUGGUGCUGGAAUCACUGCCGUGACCGAAGAGGGUCUGGUUGCUAUAUCUUCAGGAUGUCCAAAGCUUAACUCAUUGCUGUACUUUUGCUAUCAAAUGACAAAUUCUGCACUUACAACUGUUGCAAAGAACUGCCCGCAUUUCACUCGAUUCAGAUUAUGCAUCCUCGAACCGGAGAAGCCAGACCCUGUCACUAAUCAGCCACUUGAUGAAGGUUUUGGGGCAAUUGUCCGUUCGUGUAAAAAUCUCAGGAGGUUGUCGGUAUCUGGUCUUUUAACAGAUCAGGUUUUCCUAUAUAUUGGCAUGUAUGCCGAACGCCUGGAGAUGCUGUCGAUUGCAUUUGCUGGAGAUAGUGACAAGGGGAUGGUAUACGUGCUCAACGGAUGCAAGAAUCUCAGAAAACUUGAAAUAAGGGAUUGCCCAUUCGGAGAUGCUGCACUUCUGAAGGACGUGGCCAAGUAUGAGACAAUGCGAUCCCUUUGGAUGUCGUCCUGUGAUGUUACCUUAGGAGGUUGCAAGGCUCUUGCAGCAAAAAUGCCGAGGCUUAAUGUGGAGAUUAUAAAUGAAAACAAUGGCACCUGUGAAUCCAAGGAAAAUCUUAGUGAUCUCCACAAGGUGGAGAAGAUGUACUUUUAUCGGACCGUGGCUGGGCCAAGAAAUGAUGCACCAGAUUUUGUUUGGACACUAUAGGGUUGGCUGGAACAGCUUGUGUUGUGCAAGAAUCGGUGCUCCCACCUCUCUGCUGUAUGAAAGUGCAGAGCUGCCGGAUCAGGACCUCAGGCUGCGCUAUCACGAGUUUACUGGGCGGCUUUGUUGAAUGACUGCUUUCUGGCUUUCCAUGUUGGUGAUUGGACGUAGAAGCCAAAUCCAGAUCUUGCUCGAGGGCAUCACUAACAGCCCUCUCUUGAGUUCCACGAAUCCUAGCCAAGAGUUCAACUGAUGAUAGUGCUUUACCAGUUGAAGCUCCAGCUGAGAAACCAGGAGGCCUACUAGCAGAUCCUUCACUGGGCUUCCCAGGGCCCAGCAGCUGUGUAUUUAAAGUAGAUCCAAACCUAUUACGGGUAGAUGAUGGAGCCCCAGCAGCGCCAGCUCUUCCAGUCCAUGUGGGAACAGCAAAACUUUCACGACUUCGAAGCAUUCGUGACUCCCGCAAGGCUUGAGCUGCCCUCUGUGCUACUUGGGAAGCUUGCUCCUCCAUCUUCAUCUUAAAAUCCUCAUUAGCAUUCAUAAUGGCAUCAUGGUUCAUUGCACUCUAAGAAGAAAAAUCAAACCCAAA